Messenger RNA from Hymenoscyphus albidus, 1979 nucleotides. The record is from the annotation of a GenBank genome assembly. Lineage: Eukaryota; Fungi; Ascomycota; Leotiomycetes; Helotiales; Helotiaceae.
AUGAGCAAAGACGCUGUUUCGGUGGUUUUGGUCGAACCGAUCAAUGAUCAUGAACUUUCCGAAUCUUUGUCACUCAACGACAAGAAAAUUUUCGGGGCUGUCGAGGAGAGAGCUAUAGCUUCAGUUCCAGAAGAACUUCUGGAGAAUGAAUCCAAGACCGAUCCAAAAGAUCUCGCCAAGGUGGACGAGGGCACUACUCAAGCAAGCGAAUUGAAGCGGCCUGAGGGCAUGGGACUGUUUCUUCUGACAACCGGAAUGAUGAUUUCUAUGUUCAUAAUGUCUCUCGAUAAAGCAAUCAUUGGUAGGUUCAAGUUUUGGUUGCCAUGACAUCUUUUAGAAAUAAAACACUUGCUCACAAUUUCCCUAGCAACUGCAAUUCCAAAGAUAAGUACUGAAUUCCACAGUAUCGACCAGAUAGGAUGGUACACCAGCGCAUAUUUACUCCCUGCCAUGGCUCUUCAGCCGACUUUUGGUAAAAUAUAUAAAUAUUUUGAUGUCAAAACCUUCUUCCUCGCCUCUUUAUUGUGCUUCGAGGUUGGUUCAAUUAUAUGUGCUGUCGCUCACUCAUCGCCGGUUUUCAUCUUCGGUAGAGCAAUUUCUGGUGCUGCCACUGGGGCUAUUCAAUCUGGUGGCAUGGUCAUUAUCAGUCUGGCGAUACCUUUGCCCAAGAUAUCGCUAUUUCUAGGAACUUUGACUAGCAUGACUGCAGUGGCGGGGUUAGCAGGACCACCAAUUGGGGGCGUCUUCACCGAUAGUGCACGUCUAACAUGGAGAUUUUGCUUCUGGAUCAACUUGCGUGAGUCAAAAAUUCCAAAUCACAAUGUAUGUAUAACCGUCUGUUCUAACAGAAUCUGCAGCAUUCGGUGCGAUUGCAGCAAUCAUUUUCUUCUUGGGCUUCAAGUCCCCAGUAAUGAAACCAUCGACACUUACCUUUAAAGAAAAGCUCAUGGAGAUGGAUGUCCCAGGGACUGUUCUAUUUGUGACAAGCAUGACGACUCUGUUUUUGGCCCUUCAAUGGGGAGGCUCUGAUUAUCCAUGGUCAAACUCCAAGGUUUGGGGUUUGCUUCUAGGUUCUGGGUUACUAUUCUCAGCAUUCCUUGCUCUUCAAACUUACCUCGGGGAGAAGUAAAUAUUUUCUUGUGACCAUUUGACUUGAGCCUGGCUAAUUUCUCUUCAGGGCCACCAUACCUCUUCGGAUAUUCGACAAUCGCAGCCUCUCGCUUAGUCUUUGCACCUCAGCUCUCCUAUACUUGGCAACUACCGUUCACACUUUCUAUCUCCCUUUCUACUUUCAAUCCGCAAAAGGCACAUCGGCUACCUCUUCAGGCCUUCGAAUGCUGCCAUACAUAGUAUCGCUCUCGGUGACUCAGCUGACAGUAGGAGCUGCUGUUACUGCAAUUGGCAUCUAUUUGCCAUUUAUGUGGGCUGGCUCAGCCGUGUUUACAAUUGCAUCCGGUCUGCUCACCACCCUCAAUUCCACUACAGGAAUCGCCCCACCCAUUGGCUACCAGAUCUUGGCAGGCUGUGGUUUCGGUUCUAGCAUGCAACUUUGUGCGACCGCCGUUCGAGUAUCUAUUCACGAUAAGAAGGACGUGCCGGUUUCCAGUGCCUUGACAAUUUUUGCCCCCUUUUUCGGUGGAUCUUUAGCUGCAGCGAUUGCUCAGAGUAUAUUUCGUCAGGAACUUUCACGCGUUCUGAUGGGGUCGGUAGUCGCUAACGACACGGCUGCCAUUAUAGCUGCAGGAGGAUCCGAUGGCGACGAUGUCGUACCUGAGGCUUUAAGGGGUGUCGUUCGUGAGGCGUACAGUGUUGCAGUUUCCAAAACAUUUCUUUUAGCAGUCGUAACUGGCGGUCUGGCAUUUCUGUGCACACUUGGAGUUCAGUGGAAGAAUAUCAAAAAGCCGAAAAAGGAUGAUGCGGAGAAAGUAUUGGGUGAGAAAGGUGGUGGCGCCGGUAAUGUGCAGGAAACGAGCAAAUAA